Messenger RNA from Cylas formicarius (sweet potato weevil), 1879 nucleotides. Its product is annotated as amidophosphoribosyltransferase-like. The transcript is spliced from 6 exons. The coding region runs from base 204 to 1715 and encodes 503 amino acids. Gene Ontology annotation, molecular function: amidophosphoribosyltransferase activity. Lineage: Eukaryota; Metazoa; Arthropoda; Insecta; Coleoptera; Brentidae. The record is from RefSeq and is a predicted model, not a curated record. Gene Ontology annotation, biological process: purine nucleobase biosynthetic process; purine nucleotide biosynthetic process.
AAGUUUGUUAGUCUCCGCUCAGAACGGUAGUACAUUGUUAAAGAAUAGUACACCGACCAUUUAUUUUUGCUACUUUAAAGCUCCAACCUUGUGAUGACGUCACGUUGUUUGUCUAUGGCAAAAUUGGCAAUCAUAACCUCAUUUAUUUCAUGCAAAUUGCCACUUGAACCAGAUUUAAUCGGAAGUUUCUGUUUUAAAAAAUAAUGAAUGAAGAUCGAGGUAAAGUUUGUAGUGGUCUUACCCACGAGUGCGGCGUUUUUUCGGCGAUAGGAAAUGAACAUUGGACGAAUAGUUCGGAGAUCGCUCAGAUAAUUCUUAUUGGUCUUCAGGCGUUGCAACAUCGGGGUCAGGAAUCGACGGGGAUCGUUACGAGCGAAGGCCACAAUGAAUUUAACGUUCACAAAGGUAUGGGCCUCGUCAAAAAUGUAUUCACAGAGGAUAGCAUCACUCAUCUUAGAGGAGUGAUGGGUAUAGGACACACGAGAUACUCAACUAGUGCCAAAUCUACCCAGGUCAAUUGCCAACCCUUUGUCGUGCACUCCAUGCACGGAUCGUUGGCUGUAGCUCACAAUGGUGAAUUGGUAAAUGCCAGUUCUUUAAGGAAACAGGUUUUAGAUAGAGGGGUUGGCUUAUCGACACACUCAGAUAGUGAAUUAAUAACGCAAGCUUUAUGUUUAAUCCCACCAGAGGGUGAAGUAAAUGGCCCCGACUGGCCAGCAAGGAUUAGGCACUUGAUGCAGCUGGCCCCGCUGAGUUAUUCCCUGGUAAUCAUGCUCAAGGAUAAGAUAUAUGCAGUUAGAGAUCCAUAUGGUAACAGGCCUUUGUGUCUGGGAAAAAUACUAUCGGAACAUCAAGAAGUCGGCAAUGGCGACUUAAAUACCAAGAGAGUGCCUGACGGUUGGGUGGUGUCAUCCGAGUCGUGUGCGUUUUUAAAAAUAACACGAUACGAAAGGGAAAUUUAUCCUGGAGAGAUAUUGGAGUUGACCAGAAACGGCCCUCGAACAAUUGACAUUGUGCCCACGCCCGAAGGGAAAAACCUAGCUUUCUGUAUUUUCGAAUAUGUGUAUUUCGCAAGACCGACGAGCAUAUUUGAAGGACAGGAAGUUUAUAGCGUCCGAGUUCAUUGUGGCAGGCAGUUGGCACUGGAGCACCCCGUGGAGGCGGAUAUCGUGGGAUCUGUACCAGAGUCGGGCAAUGCUGCAGCGAACGGUUAUUCCUUGGAGUCCAAUAUUCCGCAAGGCGAAUUAUUGGCCAAGAACACCUACAUCGGUCGGACGUUUAUCCAACCCAGCAACAGAUUAAGACAGAUGAAUGUCGCUUUGAAGUUCACACCUAUAUUGACAAAUGUUAAAAACAAACGCAUCAUUCUAAUAGAUGACUCCAUCGUCAGGGGCAACACUAUAGGGCCCAUAAUUAAGCUCUUAAGGAAAGCCGGAGCUAGAGAGGUACAUAUAAGGGUGGCGAGUCCGCCGCUGAAGUUUCCCUGUUACAUGGGAAUUAAUAUUCCGACGAGGGAGGAACUGAUUGCCAACACGAAGGAUUUUGAGGAUAUCGCCAUGAAAGUUGGUGCCGACAGUUUGCAGUAUUUGAGUGUCGCAGGUUUAGUCAAAGCCGUCCAAAAAGAUCUCAUAGGAAAGAAGCAAAUUGUAGGGCACUGUACCGCAUGUCUUACAGGUGAAUAUCCCGGUGGACUGCCCGAUGAGAUAGAUUGGUAGAUUUAAAAAACGAAUCUGUGUUUAGAUGGUGCCUUUUUUACAUUUACAGGGAAAAUCGUAUUAUUUUUGAAUAGUUUAAGCAUCAGGGACUAUUGAUAGGUAUUUCUCGGUGUAUUUUUUAAACACAGUAUUAUUUUAAAUCUUUUGUAUAAUUACAAAAAAUG